ACGCGGCCCGGCCUCCGCGGCCUUUGUGACGUCAGGGCCUCAGCCUUCAGGAGAAUAGUUGCCAUGGUGACAUAAACCGAAGGCUCUAGCGCGUUGAGCCGGGAACCGCCACUCCGAAGCUUCGGAGCGGAGCGAGCCCGGGAGUGCCCGGCAGGUUGGAACCUCCUUUAGCCGAGGUCAAGUUUUGCAACAAGCCUUUCCUUGUUCUUUGUUCCCCUGCUGGUAUGCCCUUCCUUGUUCCUCUGCUGGGAUGCCUACUGUCUCCAAGGACAUGACUUACAACAAGAACAGCCGGGAAUCCACAGACAACAGUUCUUCUAUCACUGAAGAAAAAAAGAAACAUGGAAAAAAAGGCAAAGUGUCUCUGAUUGUUCCUGGCCGUUCAGCUAAUCCUUUCCACAUGUCUGGGGAUAUGGAUUUCUUCUUGCUCAGAGAUCAGGAACGGAAUAAGUCUCUCUCAGAGAGGGAGCAGAAGAAGACACUGCGGGUGCACGAGAAGAUGACCUACUCGUCCAAAGUGUCUGCCAAGCACACCAGCCUGCGGCGACAGCUGCAGCUGGAGGACGACAUGGAGGACCAGGAGGCACGUGCAGAGGCUGAGCAGCUUCAGGCCUUCCACGACAACAUGGCCUGGAAGCUCUCCAUGACCAAAGAAAAGAAAGGGGAAUCUGAUAACAUAAACAAGUACAUCAACCAGAAGCGGCAAAUGUUCCUCAUCCAGUAUGCCCUGGAUAUGAAGCGAAGUGAGAUCCAGCGGCUGGAGAUGCUGGUGACUAAGGAGGAGGCGGAGCUGGAGCGAGCUGAGAGGUCCCUGGAAAAGGACUCGGCCCUGUUCGAUAAGUUCCUCAGGGAGAAUGACCGCCGCUCUGUGCAGGCCCUGAAAGCGGCGGAGAAGGAGACCAAAGCGAAGGUGGCGAAGAUCACUGAGAUUCGCGAUCUGACCAUCCAGAUCAGGAACAUCAAAAGUGAAAUCUCCAGUUUUGAAGACAUACUGCAGCAUUAUAAAGUCUACAAGAAUUUCCUGCACAAGUUGUCACCCAAGGAGUGGUUGGAAGAACAAGAGAAGAAACACUUGGCUCUCAAAAAGGCCAAGGAAGUCACCAAAGCCCCCAAAGAGUAUACUCUGUUCUCCACACAAGGGGACAAAGGACCAGGGAUCAAAGGCAAGAAAGUCUCCAAAGAGAGUCAGAGCCCAAGGAAGUCCUGGAAAGUGCUACAGGUGAUACGGGCGGGGCAGAUCCUAUCUGGCGCCAUCAGCCUCCAGCCGGGCAAGCAGCCCAGUGUGAGUGGCUGGCUGGACCCCAAAGGGUCGAGUUCUGCCCUCCCUGUGCAGGAGGACUCAAACAGUGACGGGGAGGAGCUGGAGCUAUAUUUCACGGAGCCCCAGCAGCUCCUGGACAUCUUCACAGAGCUGGAGGAGCAGAACCUCUCACUGAUCCAGAACACACAGGAGAUGGAGGAGACUUUGGAGGAGCUGAGCUUCACCAUGAAAAACACCCAGCUCCUCAUGGACAGGGAAGUCAACCAGCUGAAGCAGUUGAUCACCACCCUGAUGAUGUCCAUCACCAAGGAAGAGGAGACUGCCGCUGAGCUGGAGCUCAAAGCCCGAGUCUUCCAUUUCGGCGAGUACAAGGGUGCUCAGGAGGACAAGGUGCUGGAGAGUCUGAACCACAAGGUGCUGGCUGUGUACCGGAACUGUGUCGGCACCCAGCAGGAGUCCAACCUGGGCACUGUGCAGAUGCUGACCAUCAUUGAGCAACAACUGGAUGAGCUGCUUGAGAACCUGGAGCGUGUGCCCCACGUCAAAAUUGAGCAGGCCGAGAAGGCCAAGGAGAAGGAGCAGCGCCAGAGAAUCCGGGAAGAGAAGGCCAAGAUGCAGAAGCAGCUGCAGGAGGAGCGUCUGCAACGGGCCCAGGCCCGGGCCCAGGCCCAGGCAGAGAUCAAAAAGAAGAGAGGCAGAAGGCUGGUAUGCCGCUCCAAGCCCCCGGCCCUGAAAACCACGGAGGAGCUUAAGCACAAGUCCCUAGACAAGGACAAGCAGGAGCAGCUGUUCUUCUUCACCUGACUGCAGCCGCUGGUCUGGCUGACGGCACGGGACAGAGGGCAGCAGGACGCACACGGGGCUGCGUCAGGGCUGCUUCCCCGUGCCCCUCAUGG
Molecule: messenger RNA, 2157 nt
Organism: Rhinolophus ferrumequinum (greater horseshoe bat)
Lineage: Eukaryota; Metazoa; Chordata; Mammalia; Chiroptera; Rhinolophidae
Gene: CFAP100
Product: cilia and flagella associated protein 100
Exons: 17
Coding region: 251-2065 (604 amino acids)
Cellular component (GO): ciliary basal body
Source: RefSeq, a predicted model, not a curated record